Messenger RNA from Hypoxylon trugodes, 2962 nucleotides. Its product is annotated as polyubiquitin-tagged protein recognition complex, Npl4 component. The coding region runs from base 274 to 2310 and encodes 678 amino acids. Gene Ontology annotation, molecular function: ubiquitin binding; ubiquitin protein ligase binding. Lineage: Eukaryota; Fungi; Ascomycota; Sordariomycetes; Xylariales; Hypoxylaceae. Gene Ontology annotation, biological process: ubiquitin-dependent protein catabolic process. The transcript has 4 exons. Gene Ontology annotation, cellular component: nucleus. The record is from RefSeq and is a predicted model, not a curated record.
GGUUCGAACAUUUCUAAGUUGUAACUUCCUCUCCUUCACGCAGUCACGAAUCUAAUCAUCUACACAACUCCGGUUCCUUCCUCGCUAUUCUCCGCCACAUACACUUUAAUUAUUCCCUUACUCUUACUCAUACCAAAUCCCACCUGAUUUCUCAAACCAAAAUUCAGGGGGCUACCAUAUAAAUUUUAUUCCCCAUGAGCGACAUCUCUCCACCCCUCAUUUUCUUCCCAUUAUAACGCUUCUCUAUCAUCAUCUGACCCCAUAUCUUUCACGAUGUUGUUACGACUACGAGGGCCGGAUGGCAUGAUCCGGAUCAAUAUCGAGAAGACCGAUACCUUCGCAGAGCUUGGUAAUAGACUCGUGCCGCAAUUGCCACCAACCGUCGACCCCAAUAGUAUCUCCAUGUCCCCAGACCCCCAAGCCAAAGACUCCAAGAAACUAGUAGAUAUCGCGAAAUACAAACUGUCCCAGAUAGGUUUAAAUCACGGGGACUUAAUCUUCAUCGCCUACCAACACCAAAACGCUGCCAACGGCCACGCUAACGGCGCGCCCGCACCAUCCACCACCAUCUCAUCGACGAAUAGAUUAAAUGGCAAACCUAUAUUACCCACAGAAGAUCUUCCGGUCGACCCGCCGUCGUUAACAUCUCCUACGCAAAUCAUCAAGAACCCUUGGGAGACAGUAAGACAGUCCGCACUAGAUGAUCGGUUAGACAAGCAGGAUGGAAAGAUUCCUCGAGGUCGAGAUCGAAUGUGCAAGCACGGUCCCAAAGGCAUGUGCGACUACUGCAUGCCCCUCGACCCUUUUAACCCCCAAUACCUCACCGAUAAGAAGAUCAAGUACCUAUCCUUCCACUCUUAUCUUCGAAAGAUUAAUUCGGCCACCAAUAAACCCGAGUUGGGAAGUUCUUUCAUUCCGCCGCUUAAGGAACCGUUUUUCAGAGUGAAGAGGGACUGCCCGUCAGGACAUCCUCAGUGGCCUGAGGGUAUUUGUACAAAAUGCCAACCUAGCGCUAUCACCCUACAGCCGCAGACCUUCCGUAUGGUCGAUCAUGUCGAGUUCGCCUCAUUCGAGCUCGUUAACUCCUUCAUUGACGCGUGGCGAAGAACCGGUGCGCAACGAAUUGGUUACCUGUAUGGUCGCUACGCAGAAUACUCCGAAGUACCGCUGGGCGUUAAAGCGAUCGUCGAGGCUAUAUACGAGGUACCUCAAGUAGAUGAAGUUGAUGGAGUGUCAUUAAACUCCUGGGGAGAUGAGGCGGCUGUGAAUGACGUGGCCAAGUUAUGUGGACUGCAGCAAGUUGGGGUUAUAUUUACCGAUUUACUUGAUGCAGGUACCGGCGAUGGAAAGGUCGUUUGCAAGCGACAUGCCGACUCAUACUACCUUAGCUCUCUUGAGGUUUGCUUCGCCGCCCGGUUACAGGCUCAACACCCUAAGCCUACCAAGUGGAGCGAUACAGGGAGGUUCGGCUCUAACUUCGUCACAUGUAUCAUUUCGGGUGACGAAACAGGCCAGAUCGCGAUUUCAUCUUACCAAGUCUCGAAUGACGCUGUAGAAAUGGUACGAGCGGACCUUGUUGAGCCAUCAGCUGAUCCCAACGUCAUGCUCGUACGGGAAGAGGAGGAAGACGAUGGCUCUACGAGUCGGACACGAUAUAUUCCCGAGGUGUUCUAUCGAAAAAUCAAUGAGUACGGCGCGAACGUACAGGAAAAUGCUAAGCCAUCUUUCCCGGUUGAGUAUCUCUUCGUCACAUUAACACACGGUUUCCCUGCUGAGCCGAAACCUAUCUUCAACACCCCCAACUUCCCCAUCGAGAACCGUGAGGCUAUGGGCGAGAAUCAGCAAUUCAAGUCAGUUGCAAAAGCACUCGACACCAGUGGUGGCAAUCAACUUGGAUCCCUUUCCGAUUUCCAUCUUCUCAACUUCAUACAUGGAACAAGCAUACUAUCCAAGGAAGAGGAAGCCCUGCUCUGUCGAGCAGCAACCACACACGACCUUGCAGAUACGUAUCAGCUUUUCUCGAUGCCGGGUUGGCAAACUUUAGAAGCCAUCUUAACUGAAACUGGUGAGAAACUCCCUACAAGAAAGCGCCCUCGUCGUUCAAGUGGCGAGGGGGGCCAAGCGAACGGCGGAGCGUCCUCAACGGCAAAAUCAUCCUCGUCCGCUUCUGCUGCCGCUGUUGAUACUGCUGCCGCCGCCCGCUCCCAAAAAUCCGGUGAACCGCUUACUAAGCGUCUUGCUGCCGUUAGGCUAAACGAGCGAAACGAGAACCGACCCACCUUCAACCGCGCCAAGUUCGAGGAUAUAUGAUUUGGAAUGGAAAACUCGAAAAAAUAUCAAGCAACACGGAUGAGACGGAAAUGAGAAAGGCAGGUUACACGAGAAGGUGGGGUUUGUGUUUCACGGACGGAAUUUUAUACCUAUAGAUGAGAUAGGCAAUAGGUUCAUGUAUUCAUUCGAUUCGACGCGAAUGCUAGCCAACAGCCUACCAACGCAGCAGGUGGGCGAUAGAGGGAUAAAAAAAGGAUUUCUCUUCACUUUUUUCCGUCGGAUACAUAGGUGCUUUACCAUACAUACUACGUAUUGAGCCAGAAGAUAAGCCUCCGGAGUUAUUUUUGACGUUCGGCUUUUGCCGACGUAGAGGAAGAGAGAAGAGAAAUACGCAUUUCUCGUGCGUGUGUAAAGGAGGAGAGGGGAAAAAAGAGGGUGGGCAUAUAGCUGGCUGCAGGACGGUGAUACAAUAACUCCUUAUUUUCACCGUCGAUCUUUGCUCAACUGAUAAAUGGCAGCCCGCUUCGAAUCAUAUAACCGCAUGCAUGAGCUGGCAGUACAUGCCUAGGUACAUUUGCUUUUGCGACUUGCGCUGCCAAGAUUUUACAAGUUUUCUCUUCUGCUAGAUGCGUUAAAUAUUAAGGUAGAUCUAGUAAGCAUUAUAAUAUUCAUUGAAAUCACCAAGUACGAU